This is a messenger RNA of Aedes albopictus (Asian tiger mosquito), 9830 nucleotides long. RefSeq lists its product as uncharacterized. The transcript has 2 exons. The record is from RefSeq and is a predicted model, not a curated record. Lineage: Eukaryota; Metazoa; Arthropoda; Insecta; Diptera; Culicidae. Bases 4521 to 7076 code for a protein of 851 amino acids.
GGCGUUAAUUGUGACGUUAGUUUAGCUCUUCAACCGAGGGGCUUAGCGGUAACAUCCUCCCCCGCAUGUCGCACUUGUUUACAGAAGCGCGUUAUCCUCUGUGAAGCCACCAUACUCCUGUUCUACUUCCAAUAUAGCCAGUUUAGUGACAGCUCUUCUGAGGACCCCCUUGGUGUAGAAACAACUGCUUGGCGCACUAUUCCGUCUUUUCCCGGAUACGUUCGCACAACCCGGCCUCUCAUCCAUUGAUUGCUGAUUCGUUCAUCGACAAAAAAAAACACCAAAAACACCGAAGGUGCCGGUGUAGUACUAGAUUUGUAGUAAUGAGCUGAAUUUUUGUAUGGUGAGAAGGUCAAUUCUCCGUUUCUGCAAAUAAAUGGUGCAAAAAGCGUGGGUAUUAUGAUUCCUUGCCUAAUUUGAUGCUGUUUGAGCAAAACUUUGGAUAACUUUGUUGUUUAUGUUGCAAGAAAUGGAGAAAACAACAUCACUGUUGACGGUCUGAACUCUUCAUUUGUAGCGUCCACUUGUUCCUCCAUCCAGUCACCAUCUCGCUCGUACAGAAUGGUAGGUCCCCUAUACCAGCGGCUUUCAGGGUUAGUCGAAUAGCCUUUACCCCAUUUUGUCUUGUGCCGAUCCACCUCCAUUCUGAAACUGAGGAUGAACUCAGAAUUUUGUUGAUCCUAAAUGCCACAAAUUUCCGGCAGCGCCGUGCAUUAGAUUUUAUCCUCGCAACCACAAUUGUAGAGUCGCUCCAGAGAUAGGUGUGUGUAACCUUCACUGAAUGAUGCUCUUCUAUAGCCUUCCUCAGCCGGGUUCCUAUCAGAGCGGCCAUCAGACUCUGAAAGUUCCGACAGGGAUUUUUCGUGGAGUUCAUAAAAGAAUUCUUAAAGAACACUUCUCCAGGGGCGCUACCUGAAGUUUUUGAAGGAUUUCUUGUUGAGUUGAUAGAGAGAUUUCUUCAGGAACUCCCUCUAUGAUUUAUUCUCAAAUUCCUUCAAGGAUUUCUCCAGGAACACCUUCAUGGAUAUCGGCAGGGGUUCCUUCAGGUACUUCUUUUAGAAUUCAUCUAAGAAUUCCUUGAGGAAUUUUUCAUGGAAUUCUUUCUGAAGUUCUUUGAGGUACUUCACCUUGAAGAUUUUUGAAGAUUUUUUUUUUGAUUUCUUAAGGGACUCCUUAUGAUACUCCUUCAGAUAUUUCUUCAGGAGUUUAUUGAAAGACUCGUCAAAAAGUGCUUGAGAGAUUUCCUCAGGACGACUUUCAGGUAUUUCUCCUUGAAAUUCUUCUUAGAUUUUUUUUUCUGGAAUUCUUUGAGACUUCUUCUGAAGUUGAUGGAAGAACUCCUUCAAGGAUUACUCCAGGAAAUCCUUCAGGGUUUUUUUAGAAAUUCUUUUUGAGAUGCUUGUGGAGUUCCUCCUGGAGUUCGUUCAGGGGUUUCUUCCGAAAUUGUUGGACAAGUUUCUUUAGCUAUUUGUUAUUACCAGAAACUCAAUUCGUAGAUAAUGGUCUGGUUUAGGAACACUGCGAUGAUUCGUUUCUUCAUUUUUAAAUCACCAGAACACUUAGUCCAUUUGUCUGUGACUAAAGGUAGGUUUUUCAUGGUUUAUUACGGUAUCUAGUACACUUGUAUUCUUGAACUAUCUGGUAUCAACAAAACAUGUUUUGGAUAAGAUUCACUGGUAUUACGACUGAUUGGUGUAACGAUUCUAACAACGAUAUUUGUAAUGUCUUAUGUAACUAUUCUUCUAUUACUGAUUUCUAGUAUGGAUUUUCGCUUGGACUUUUAUAUGGUUCUUAUAAAAUGCGGAAGCUUAUUACAAAGAGGUUUAUGUCCACCUUUAGUAGAACACAAUAUAUCUAUUCUAUUUCCUGAUAGUUGUAAUAGUGACCAAAGGGAGAAAAACUUACUUCAUAUACGUAUAGAAAAGCACUUAUUCAAAGCAAACUCAUUGCGGUAAUGGUAACAAAAGAAAUACAGUUGGUUGGAGUGUUCACUAUUUAUUAACAGAUUCCUCCUGGAACCCCUUCAAAGAUUUCUCUUGCAAUUCCUUCGAAGAUUUUUUUCAGGAACUGCUUCACGAAAAUCCAGGUAUUUCGUCAGGGAUUCCUCCAGAAAUUUGUUGAGAGAUUUCUCCAGGAAUACCUUCAGGGAUUCCUAUACUGCAAUCAGGAUGCAAUAUGUUCACAGUCAUUGACUGAAAACAGUACGAAUUUGAAUGAUUCUGCACUGAAUAUUCAAAACAAACAAAUUCAUUUUCGCUGUUUCUCUUCACACAGUCAGUCAAUUCGUAGUCAUUGAAUAUGAAGCCGAUCGAGAAACAUCUUCAUAAUUAUUUACGUUUAUGGCUACGAUUCCCGCCAAAAACACUCCACAACAAUCAAAUGGAAUAAGAUCUGUGUAAGCACUAGGUGUAUAAUAAAGCUUGAUUAACCCUAAAAGGGAUACCUUCAUGGCCUCAGUUUCGUAACCUCGCUGAGUGUGUUCCAUCAAAGACGAGCUCUGAAAGGCGCCCUCUUAGGUUCAAGUUAGGAUCGAAGCUAGGAUCGAAGUCAAUCAGCCUCUUACCACAGACAAACAGACGUAACUCUUAAAGGAAAUUCAUCAAAAACUUUUGCCCGGUGUCUUUUUUAUGAGCACACUGCCACCGCGCGAGACACUGUCGGCCAUGAUGAAUUUCGAUUUGACGUUUUCUAACACGCACACUACUACACAAAUCGCCUGUAAUUUUCGUUUGCAUCAUUCAGCAACGUGUACACUGGCAAACGUCAAAGCUAUCGAACACUAGCGCCUCUGGUGGAAGAAUCGCGCAAAUCUAAUGAAAUUUGAAUUGAUCGUUAAAUGCAUGUGCCAAGCCGUUUUGAAGAGUGUUACGUCUGUUUGUCUGUGCUCUUACCUUACCAACAUACAGCAAAACGAUAUUUGUGUGGAUGCUUUACAAUUCUCCACAAACAUUUCGUUCUCCGUUGGCGAAUGCUGUGUUACGUUUUCUAUUUUGGUUGUUUGAAUUUAUGUUAUAAAGGUAAAAGUGUAUGAAAAAAAGUGUGUUAAAUGUUAUACUUGUACAUAUAUAUUCCUCAUCGUCAUUUGAGCAUUUGUAGUGCUCCAGAAGAAAUUCCUCAAAGAAUGCCAGGAAAACCCCUCAAGGUAUUAAUGCAGCAACCCUUCAAACAUCCAAAGGAAUCCUUGAACAAGCUUCAAGAGAAACCCCUGACGGAUUUUCACGAGAGAUUCCUGCACGCAGAAAAAAAGAUUGUAUACUCAACAAAAUGUUGGGUCAAACUCGACAAACUUGAUUGUCAUCUGAAGGCUAACAAACAUUUUUGUUGAAUUCAACCCAAAAUGUUUGUCGACUCGACAAACAUGAUGGUAAACAUCUCCUUUGAAGAAGUUUGUCAUGUCAACAAUCUGCUUGUUAUAUUAACAAUCAUUUUUGUUAAAUCAACAAACUGGUUUGUUAAUGUGACAGCUGGGAACGUUUUUGUUUUUUUUUUCAAUUUUCUUGAGAAAAAUUACUAAUUUAUGUUUCAUAUGUUUAUUUUUUUGUUCUAGGAUGCUUAAAUAGUACACAAAUGAAUUCACGAUGGAAACUUUAUCCAUAUUCACCCUGGUCACCUUCGGUGCCGCAUUCCUAUGGGAUCCCGCACGGUGGGGACAAGCUUAUUAGCUGGAAGUGAAAAAAGUGCACAAUUUAUUUUGUUUUCUUAUCUAGUAGAGUAGAUUUUGGCUUUAACAAUACUUACAUGUUAUACCGAUAUAUUUCGAUGAAAAUGUAGGCGGCUGCAAACGAAGACCGUGCUGAAAGCAACCAGAUUUGAAGAAGUCCCAUCUGAACGAGGCAGUUGAUGCGUUUUGGAUGUGAAAAUUUCUUCCCUGAGCGCAGUGUAUAAAAAUGCAAAAAUGAUUAAUUCAUUAAAGAAGUUUCCAGCUGCUCUUAGCGAAUCGCCGAGAAAGCGUUCACGCACUAAGAAGACGGCUGCGCUUAAAUUGUGAUCUAAAAAUGUUGAAAAGUUUGCACAAACUGAUCGCACCAGACCAGUAGUGUUGCUGGCAACACUGCUCCGCAACCGAAUGUCACUGUCGCUUAAAUCAAACGGUAUGAAAUGAGAUGAUAUGACAAAUGGAAGAGAUAAGAGAGAUGUCAUACUGUCAUACAAGUAUACGAUGAUGCAACGUAAUCGUCACGUGAAAUUAGUGCAUUAACUAUUAAUUCUAAUUAGAAUGUUUAAACUACAAAUGUGCUAAAUUGAAUUUAAACUACUUGAAUCUAAGUGUAAUUAUCACAGUUGAAAUCACAGAUCGUAAGUAAUUCUAAAAUGAAUAGUGCUAGUUUACAGUUCCUAAUCUAACCUAAAAUCACAGGAGAUGAAUUAAAACGACACGAACAAGGAGGUAACCGGAAAAUACUAUCCGAAACCGAUUUUUGUAAGUUAUAUGUAAACUUUGUAAACCCUAAUCUAACAUGAAAUAAAUAUUUCAGCUUACAGCUGAUUCACACCAAUCCUGAGUUGUGGGCUGCUUAUAGAUGUCGGCAAUGACCCCUUGUUCCCGUAACAAAACUGUAAGAAAAAUCGAUCCGAUGAGUGCUGAUUGGGAAGACGAUUUCUCGGCAUCGCUACAUUCAGCAAGAGCAGGAGACUGCGGCACCUAUUCGCGCCCUGCCUCGUACGAUCGUACUCAGAUGACUCGCAGUUGUACACCAGCGAGUAAAACAACAACCAAUCGCUACCGCUUCGAUCUUGUAUCCCUUCGGUUGCAACAACUGAAGGCAGAGCGCGCGAUACAGCUGCGCGAACUCGAAGCGGAAAGGCGAGCGAUACAACAGGAAAGAAGUGCUAUACAAGCAAAAUAUAGAUUGCUAGAGAAGCAACUAACCCUACAACGAAAUGUGAGCAAAUCCAGCUCCCGCAGCACCGCGAUGUCCGCAAUGGGAUCAGAGAAACAACAAGCAUCAUCCAAUGGCAGAGAACACACACCGGUGGCAUACAAUGAGGGAAAAGUAAUUCCCUAUGGACCAGUGGGACACAUCUCGCUGAAACAGGUAGAAUCGGAGGUGCAGCCUAUCAAACAAUCAACACGAUCGAGGCUGCUGGCUACACGGGUGGACUCUUUACCUGAUCGGCCGCAAUCAAACGGGGUUCAGCAGCGAUACAACCGCGUGUUUCCCAAAGUAGUCAACGAUGAAAACAACAAUUUGCCAUCUAUUCUUGCAACACCAUCUAGGUCGAACCAUACCACGAAUUCAACAGCUCCAGGUACUUUCAUGCAGUUUGAAGUUAAACUGUACCAAUACCAAAAGGUACUGGACCAGUCUUGCCAGCCGUCUUGCGUUACCGAGCAGUGCAAGCCGGGAUCGAAUAUCAGCGGCUACAUUCGAAGCUUGUCUAAUAGAGAAAAGAACUCCAUUGGGAAGCUCUCGCUCGUCAUCAACGGAGCAUGCUUCAGUAAGGAGUGUCCUAUACACCAUAAACAACCACGGCGUUCAAUUUUCCGAAUAGAAUGGGGUGACCAAGCAUUGCUGCUGUGGAUGAAUCCCGUUAAAAUUAAACUGCAGCCAGAUACAGGCCAGGGUGCCAGGAUGUUCGCCCAGCUGGCUUCAGUGACCUACAAUUUGAUCUCAUCCCAUUGGAAUAAGAGACGAAACGUUCCUACGCUGAUGAUCUCCGGUUUAGACGAUGACGUACAACAACACACGAUCAUUUAUGCGGCGACGGCCAAGCUUCUAUUUAGGUUUUGGAAGUUUACCAUCACGAUAACUCUGCCCGGCUGGUUCCACUACAGCGACAAUUUCUCUAGAGAUGAGUGCGUGGAAUGUUCUCGGUCGUUAUCCAACGGCUGGACUAAUCACCUUGGUGUCAAGCACCAGUCUCUCAAAGCCGAAACAGACUUUCGUGGAUCGCUCGUGCUCCGUCGUAUGCCACGAAAUCUCUCCGUGAACAAGCGAACGAACAUUAAGAGCAGCUUUACAAUUGUGCAAAUAGCUUGUAAGGAACUGGUCUGCGAUUGUAUGGGUUCCAUCAAGCAUGUUGGCGGAAUGGCACUUGGAUACGCGAACGUUCCCCGUGAAAUGCUGCAGAAGAAAGAGGUCCCGCUGAAGCAAUGCCAGGGUAACAGUUACACAAUUCACGACGAUCGCUAUCAUCGACAGCAGCUAGCCGAUCCGAAUAGGUUCUUGCAAAGGUCUGCUUCGCGGCCCGUACAACUCGUUGGCGGCAUGAGAAUAGGAGAGGCUCUCAUUCCCUACGGCACUGCAGUAAGAACCAAAGAAUCUCAUAAAUCAGCUGUCGCGGAGAGCGUAAUGGAGCUGGGAGACUUGGGCUACUUGCCCACCCGACUGAAGCACAACCAUGAUCACGAGCAUCUCUUAGGAUGGAAGGCACAUCAUCACAAGCAAUCGAUUUUUAUCGCCAGCGAGAUACUGACCGACGACGGGAAAAAGGCGAGAAAGGAGAAAUUAUACGGCCGGCAUGUUCAUGUGAAGAACCUGGUUGUACUCUACUCGUCUGCGAUAAACUACAUAAUCAGCAUUGAACGGAAAGACCAUACGGCUAACGAUUUUCAACUACUAAUAGAAAAUUUCAGUAUCAAUCUUCUACUAACAACUUUCAAUUCGGACGAAGAGUCUUUGCUAUCGACUGACUACGGUUUGAGUAUUCUACCGUUGCCUCGACCGGUCUUGGUAGUACCAUGGUGCGUCUCCGGCGUGCAUAAAAUACGCAUCGCAAUUGAAGGAACUAUUUUGCACCAGUGUGACAAACAUUCACUGGUCAAAGCAACAACGAUCAAUGGGUUAUACAGGUUCAAACAACGGCGUGAAGAACUAGAUGCUCAAAAUAUUAAGUUGUUCUGUUGGAAUCCAGGUAAUCCACAACGUUAUGACGAUAGCAAGUCUAGUGCCUUUGACCGUCUAGGUGAUAAGCAUCAACACAGUGUAGUGUGUAGGGUUGGUAAUCCUACUGAUCGUGAAGAAUGGUGUAGGAAUAACAAUUACUGGCUAAAAUUUGGCAAUCGAAGAGGUGACAACGGUCGAGAUAAUAGGCCGCUAACGAAUCCGAGUGGACAGUUCAAUUUCAAACAGUAAAAACGUUGGUUGACCGACCAAAAAAAAUAAUAAGGAUAGGAAAAACGGUGGAAAGCAUAACACGUAUGGCGAUAGGGGAAGUAUUGUGAAGAUAACGGUGAUUUAUUCGGAGGCACUGUUACGAAAACAACUAGAAGGCGUUCAUCGGGAUUUUUUUUUUAGUAAAACUGGAACCUGCGGUCAGCGUUACGGGGGGGAGUAUGUUGCUGGCAACACUGCUCCGCAACCGAAUGUCAUUGUCGCUUAAAUCAAACGGUAUGAAAUGAGAUGAUAUGACAAAUGGAAGAGAUAAGAGAGAUGUCAUACUGUCAUACAAGCAUACGAUGAUGCAACGUAAUCGUCACGUGAAAUUAGUGCAUUAACUAUUAAUUCUAAUUAGAAUGUUUAAACUACAAAUGUGCUAAAUUGAACUUAAACCACUUGAAUCUAAGUGUAAUUAUCACAGUUGAAAUCACAGAUCGUAAGUAAUUCUAAAAUGAAUAGUGCUAGUUUACAGUUCCUAAUCUAACCUAAAAUCACAGGAGAUGAAUUAAAACGACACGAACAAGGAGGUAACCGGAAAAUACUAUCCGAAACCGAUUUUUGUAAGUUAUAUGUAAACUUUGUAAACCCUAAUCUAACAUGAAAUAAAUAUUUCAGCUUACAGCUGAUUCACACCAAUCCUGAGUUGUGAGCUGCUUAUAGAUGUCGGCAAUGACCCCUUGUUCCCGUAACAAGUAGUGUGUUUAUGUUUAUGAAGUUAGUAUACACUCUACAUUUUUGCUACACGUCUGACAGAUAAUACCCAUAUUUAACAAACAUGUUUGUUGAUCUGAACAAUUUUAUUGGAGGUUCAACAAAAUUUGAUUGUUGUUGCAACAAAUGUGAUUGGUAGACUAACAAACGUGUUGGUUUGAAUCCAACAAACCAUUUUGUUGAUUCAACUUAACCAAAUUUCUGUGCGUGUGAAAAAGAUUCAAUAAAUUUCAAGGAGAAAUCCAUGGAGAACUUCCUGGAUUAAUCAUUGAACUCAUGUAGAAAUCCGUUAAGGAAUUGCUGGAGAAAUCCCUCAAGGUAUACAUUUUUUUUAUCUGUAUUAACGAGAUUUUUAGCCCUAGGCUAGUUCAUCUCGGGACCCACGCUUUGCUUCCCUUCCGAAGGAAGAACUCACAUUUGUGUGAGUUUGUCGGGAGUGGGAUUCGAUCCCAGGUCCUCGGCGUGAUAGUCAAGUGUUCUAACCAUCACACCAGGUCCGCUCCACGUCAAGGUAUACAGGGGAAAACACUCAAGGAACCUCAGGAGAAAUCCAUCAAAGAAUUGCAGUCAGGGCGCAAAAUUUUCGAGCAGACGAGCUUGCGGCAAUUGUCAUUCACUUGCCUGCAUAUUCAUAUUCAGCUGCUCGAUACUCGUUUAUCAACUGAAUGAAAGUCAAUGAAUAUUUGUAAGCAUCUUACAAACUGUUAAAUGGCUGAUAAAAUAUUAACGUUUCGAUUACAUUUAAUGGUGCUUUACCUAGUUCUACACACAUUGAAGAGAUCAAGUUAUCGUAAAGGACCUCGAGUAUUAUUUAAACAACUGUAACGGUACGAAACCUGCUUCGAAACGGUAAAGAAGCUCUAGCCAGCCACACCAAUACAAGGUGAAGAAUGAUCAAGAGACUCUGAUCACGCUUAAAUAACUAACCUAAAAUAACAAACAAGUACCUGAGCAAUCGCGUCUUCAAUGCCUGUGUUACGAUAAAGACAACACAGUGCGUUUUUUUUUCAGUUGGAUGCCAUGUUACGGAAAUAAUAUGGAACUCUACAAAUGCUCUAGUUUAUUUUUCGCUUAGACGCCCUGCUACGAGGCAAAACAGAACACUACAAAUGCACGAUAUAACAUCAUCAAGCAUAUUUUUCGCUUUAUUAUUCUUUUCUCUGUUUGUAUUAGUUGAUUACUUGUUUUUUGGUGAUUAUGCAUUAUUUUACAUGUGAUGUAAUCCUAAAAUUGUUUUCAUAUAAGUGCUGCAGUGAUUCCGAUAACGAACAAAAACAAAUUAAACCAGUUUCGCAUGUUCAUCUAAUUGCCACUGGCGGCAAUCGCACUAUAGAACUCGUUAUUUUCGCAUUGCUUGUAUCGCCAACAACAAAGCGGUCAGUCAUGAGUCACACAGAACAUCAAGAGCAGUAGUUGAUGCCGGGGCGUGAUAUGAAGGGAACUUACGUAUUUUCGGCAGUUUUGUUCUCUUCGUCGUGAGGGGUUUUCCGAAACCGAUUUAUCUCAAAACUGGCUCCAUAACUUUCCUCACCAAACAGACUGAUAUGGCCACGUUUAGUUUAAGGUAAUUUGGCCGACGAAAACCUCUCAUGACGAAGUGAACAAAGCUACCGAGGGUACCCCAGAACAGCUCGAAGUUUCACUACCAAUUGGUAGUCCUUAAGUCCAUUAACCUCUGGUUUAUGAUGCUAGGAAAUAGUGUGUAAAUCAGACUAAAUUGAUUACAUGAAAUUAUUAGCACAUACUUUUGUAUGUUUGGUCUGUCCUAUGCGUGAUGAAUCAUUGAAAAACCGGUUUGAUUCAAGUUGAUUUUGCUACGUAUGUCACGUGUCUGCUUUGACCCUUCAUUCAUUUUAAAUAUGUAUGUUUGCAAUCGUCACAGCUUUGAGUAUGAACCGGUUAAUCAAGCUCGAUCGCUUGAAAGCUUUGUUUGUAAACUAUACUAAUAGCUUCUGGGUAUAUGAUUCGACGCCGAUUAGGCAGUGGUCAACAAAACUGUUGUUUUGUUUUCAGUUUUCA